Messenger RNA from Rhagoletis pomonella (apple maggot), 4761 nucleotides. RefSeq lists its product as uncharacterized. The annotation marks the transcript as partial. The transcript has a single exon. NCBI's taxonomy places the organism in Eukaryota, Metazoa, Arthropoda, Insecta, Diptera, Tephritidae. The record is from RefSeq and is a predicted model, not a curated record.
AUGGAGCAAAAUUGCCAUAAAUGUGAUGAAGCGGAUAGCGAGCGAAUGGUACAAUGUGAUUCUUGUAACUCCUGGUACCACUUCGACUGCGUUGGAGUCGACAGCAAUGUGGCUGAUGUUAGUUGGAACUGCGAAAUAUGCCGUCGCGAUACAUCAGCCGCAGCCGCUAAACCGACAGCUUCAUCGUCGCCAAAUACUUAUAAACGUACGGAGCGCACGCAAUUUACUUCAAGAUGUCCGUCAGCUAUAAAAGCGCCCACCUUGGAUUCACAGGCCAGGGCGUCAAUGCUGACCACGACGGUCACCACAGUGAUUCCAACACCUCUCGCUCAAAGUUCUGCAAUACCUGUAACCACGAGUUUUACCACAUCGCAACAAUUCCGUUCUGCAACACCUGUAACCACAUCGCAGCAUUUCCUUUCGCAAAAUCCUUUAAGCACUUUAACAUUGACACCAUCUUGUUCUGAGUUUACGGGAUCAGCUCCCAACACAACCUCGCAGGGACCCCUUACGCUAACAACGGCAACACAAGCUACGGGUAUUGGGUGUCCCGAGACGAUUGCGCCAGCGAUUACAUCGCAUUUUUUAGAGCCUGGCAACGCAGCUCGCUCAUCAACUUAUAUUCCGUAUAUCAACACGAAUUCGCGACAACCAAUGGGUGUAUCUUACGCCAACGUUGACAAGUCCGAGAUGCAUCGGAAUCUACAAUUGGAACGACUAAAAGAGGAGAUGGAGAUCCAACAACAAUAUCUGGAAAACAAAUACAAGAUAUUAUCACAGUAUAAUGAACUCCCACCGAUUACUCCUCCACCAUUUUUGCAGAAUGCAGGACCUUCACAAUCACAACUGAUCGCGAGGCAAGCGAUUCCGAAGCAGCUUCCGGUUUUUAGUGGGGACCCUGAAGAAUGGCCACUGUUUAUAAGCAACUUCGAAAAUAGUACAGCGGUGGCCGGGUAUACCGACGCAGAAAACCUUAUACGGCUUCAAGCAAGUCUCAAAGGUAAAGCUCGGGACAUGGUAAAGAGCAAACUCUUUUUGCCAUCGAUGGUCUCUGAGAUUAUUCAUACUCUGAGAAUGUGUUUUGGUAGGCCAGAGUACAUACUCGAGCGUGUGGUGAAUCGAGCUCGCGCAAUGCCUCCUCUGAAAGAUAAGUUAGAGGGUCUUGUUGAUUUCGCGCUUUGUGUGAGGAGUAUUUGUAAUACUAUGGAAGGGUGCCGAAUGAACACGCACCUUCAUAAUCCAUUGCUGGUGCAAGAAUUGGUUAAUAAACUGCCGAACAAUCACAAAUUGAGCUGGGCUCUGCAUCCGAAAGACGAGGCAAUUCCAGUGGUAAGACAAUUCAGCGACUGGAUAUUCUGUCUGGCCGAAGCAGCUAGCACCGUUGUAAACCUAGCGCCAAGUAAAAGUAAUGCUUCAGUGAACACCCACACUGUCGAAGGCAGUGCAGAACGUUUGCACGCAAAGGCACACACCCCAACUAGUAAGCUAUGCUGCAUAUGCAAUGAUCAGGAUCAUAAGGUGUCGCAAUGUGAGGUUUUUAAAAAAAUGUCCCUACCACGCAGAUGGGAUGCGGUGAAAGCCAAAAAUCUCUGCCGUCAAUGCCUUAGCCCGCAUAGACGCAAAUGCUUCGUAAGCAAAGUGUGUGGAAUAGAGGGUUGUGUAAUAAAACACCACCCUCUACUACACAAAUUCGUCGAGUCUACAGUCGAGCAAGUAAAUACUCACAACAGCGGUUACGAGGAAUCGCGCCCACUUUUUAGAAUAGUCCCUAUUCGUCUGUAUUCGAAAAAUAAGGUAAUGGAUAUCUACGCAUUUUUAGAUGAAGGUUCGUCUGUGACCCUUAUAGAAAAGAAUAUCUUUGAUCAGCUCGGUAUAAAAGGUGAACACGGACCUCUGUGCUUGCGGUGGACGGGAAACACCACUCGCGUCGAAGAAAAUUCUGAACGGGCGUCUAUAGAGAUUUCCAGCAUGACUAGUAAUCAAAAGUACACGCUCAAGAACGCUCGCACUGUUCAUAACCUUGAUCUUCCAGUACAGUCGAUUGACAUAGCCGACAUGCAGACGAAAUACCCGCACCUAAAUGGACUACCCAUUAAGUCAUAUGACAACAUAAAACCGUCACUACUUAUUGGUGCCGAUAAUUGGAAGUUGGCGAUCCCCCUUAAAGUGAAGGAGGGUGCUUGGUCCGAGCCUAUAGCUUCUAAAACUCGUUUGGGGUGGACAUUACAGGGGUGUGAGAGCAGCCGAAAGGAAAACUUCCGUCUCAACGUACACACGUGUGAGUGUCAACUAAAAUACGAUCACUUGCAUGAAAUGGUGAAAGAUUUCUUCGUACUAGAAGCUCCGAAAGCAACGGAGAUUCUCUCAGAGGACGACGCCAAAGCUGUAGACAUCAUGACCAACACAUGCCAGCAAUCAAACGGCCGCUACGAGGUCGGGCUUUUGUGGCGUAAUCCAAACGAACCUCUACCCAGUAGCUAUUCCAACGCUGUCCGCCGUAUGAAGUGUCUAGAGAAGAAAUUUGCUAAAGAUCCUGGUCUGCGAUCCACCAUGCAGCAACAGAUAAACAAUCUGCUUGACAAAGGUUAUGCUCAAAAGCUCUCUUUAGCAGACAUUGCAGUGCCUAGGGACAAGGUUUGGUACUUGCCAAUAUUCGUCGUGAACAACCCUAAUAAACCAGGGAAAAUUCGUAUGGUUUGGGAUGCCGCUGCGAAAGCCAAUGGAGUGUCGUUGAACAAUUUUCUUUUAAGUGGUCCCGACCUGCUGAAUCCACUCGUAGACAUUUUGCUGGCGUUUAGGGUCGGCAGAGUCGCUAUUUGCGGCGACAUUGCGGAAAUGUUUCACCGCAUAAACAUCCGUGAAACAGAUAUGCACGCUCAACGAUUCUUGUGGUAUGAUGAGAAUGAUCGCUCACAACAACCAAGCGUCUACGUUAUGCGAGCGCUGACGUUCGGUCUCAACUGUGCCCCCUGUAUAGCCCAUUUCAUACGUGACAAAAACGCAGACAAUUAUAAACAUGACUUUCCACGAGCCGCGGAAGCCAUAAAGAGAAAUCAUUACGUUGACGAUUUCAUUGACAGCGAAGAUGACGAGCACUCCGCGCUAGAAUUGGCAAAGCAAGUCAAGGAAAUACAUCGUGCGGGUGGAUUUAACAUUCGAGGCUGGUCUUCGAAUUCGAAAUCCGUGCUAGACGAGCUGACGGAUGACCCUUCCCCUGUACAUAACGUCAAAGAGUGGGCUUCUACUACAAAGAUACUGGGUAUGUUUUGGGAUCCAGCUAGUGACAAUUUUAAGUAUAUUUGCAGGUUUACGAGACUUCGCCGUGACGUCAUAAACGAAACCUUGGCACCGACUAAAAGAGAGGUCCUUCAGGUGCUUAUGUCGAUCUUCGAUCCACUGGGGUUUGUUGGUUGUUACACCAUAGGCUUGAAAGUUCUCCUUCAAGAUGUGUGGCGGGCAGGUAUUUCUUGGGAUGAUACAUUAUGCGACAAACUCUACGAAAAGUGGUGUCACUGGAAGAAUAUGGUGAAGCUGAUAACUGCAGUAGAAAUACCACGUUGUUACUCGUUGUUCCUGAAAGAAGCCGAAGAAGUUGAACUCCAUACGUUCGUAGACGCCGGAGAAAAUGCAUACGCGGCUGUUUGUUAUCUGCGAACAAAAAGAGGCGAGUUUGUCUCAACUACCCUGGUUGCAGCCAAAUCAAAAGUCGCGCCGCUCAAACCAUUGUCAAUUCCGAGGCUGGAAUUACAAGCCGCAGUGGUUGGCAUACGAUUGGCCUCUACGGUGGCUAAUGUAAAACGAAUAGGUAUUACGUCAAUGUAUUGGUGGACGGAUUCAAAGACGGUCUUGCGGUGGAUUCGGAUGGAUCCAAGAAACUUCCAUCAAUACGUAAUGUAUCGAGUAGGUGAGAUACUCGAGGCAUCGAAUGUAAAUCAAUGGAAGUGGGUACCUACGAAACUAAAUCCUGCCGAUUUAGCGACGAAAAUGUCGAGCUGUGCGAACUAUAAGCAGUGGUUUACAGGACCAGAGUUUUUGGCGCUAGAUCGGAAGUCCUGGCCGCAUUGUACCGAGAUCAAUCCUAAUGUUGAAGACUCAAAAGAGCUCAGACACUACGUUUUACACACCGAAAGAGUACCAAUGCGAAAUGUAGCGCUAAACGUUGAGUACUUUUCUAGUUGGAGCCGUUUAUACAGGGCAGUUGCGACCUUCAUACUCUACGUCAAUACCUUACGCGCAAGAAUCUCAGCAAGCAUACCCGACCGUACGAUUCGCUUCGAAAUUGUUCAGCAAGCUCAACAAUUCCUCAUCAAGUACGCUCAAACGGCUUUUAGUGAGGAGAUAACCCUUCUUCAACAAGGGAAGACUAUAAAAAAAUCGAGCAAAUUAUUUUCGUUCGACAUCUACCUAGACGUAAAAGGCAUAAUAAGAAGCAGAAGUCGCGCUGAACACCUAAAUAAUCGCGAGGAUGCCAUAGUUAUGCCUACUUCUCACCAUGUGACGUUCCUCAUUGUACGUUCGGCUCAUGAACAGUUUCACCACCAAAUGCACGAAUCAGUUGUCAACCAUAUACGUGGACAAUAUCUCAUACCUCGCCUGAGGGCUCUUUACAAGAAAGUUCGUCAACAAUGUCAGCGAUGCAAAAAUAAUAGCAGUAUGCCGCAAAUUCCACAAAUGGCCGCUUUACCGGCUGCAAGACUUGCCGCCUUCGAGAGGCCAUUCACAAACGUUGGCAUUGACUAUUUCGGACCGCUGUCGGUUGUG